Messenger RNA from Lymnaea stagnalis (great pond snail), 10441 nucleotides. The record is from the annotation of a GenBank genome assembly. NCBI's taxonomy places the organism in Eukaryota, Metazoa, Mollusca, Gastropoda, Lymnaeidae.
CAUCAUAAGAAUUCCUCAACGGAUCGUUCGAGUAUUUAAAUUCCAUCGCAGCACCACCGCAACUCUCGCAAACAUGAGCAGAAAGAUCGUCCCCGUCCAGCCCGAUAAGUUCGUCCAUUCUGAAAAAGUGAUGGGUCUGCUGGAGUGCAAUUUUUUCGAAUUCCUCAACGAUAAGCAAUCGGCACUGGUAAUGUUUUACAACCCCAACUGUGCUAACUGUUUGCGUUCCCGGGGCCACUACGCCAGGGCCGCGAAGUUCACCAAGCGGGACGGCCACGCCUACGCUGCCGUCGACUGCACGACCGAGACGGAUCUGUGCAAGCGGGAGGGCAUCAGUCGCCUGCCCACCUACCAGCUGUACAGCAAAGGUAUGUACAUCAGCCACCGCGACUUCCCCAUGGACUACCUUCGCAUGAACGACUUCAUCGAUGCCGGCUUCACGAUCCCGCAGCUCAAGCCGAACCCUCAGCAGGACCCACCCUGCACGAGGAAGAGCAAAUACUAAAGCGCGGUGAGGUACCUUUCUAGCAAAGUGAAUGGCCACGUUCUCUUUAUCAUGAAUGACUCUUAUACUAAAAAAAAACACUAUUGUCUUCUGCUGUACCCUAUGAUUUUUUUUUUUGGUGUACCCGAUGCCGUUUCUGAGCUUUAAGCAGCCGUUUCACGAUCACCCACCCCACUGAUGUAUUGAUCAAUACACACUAUGUAUGACUCGUGAUACAAUAAGAAGUUUCCUAUUCCGAAGGCUUUUUGGAAGAGGGCGACCGCCAAGUCAAGUAGUUUCUCUCAAAUCUAAAAGAUGCAGUAAAACUCAAUCCACUCUUGUUGGGGUGAAUGUUCACAAUUUCAAGGAUUAAAACCAGCGUUGUGUGGCACUUCCAAGCAGACCGUGUAUGUUGUCUACUGUCGUGGAUCUUGUUCUGUGAGAUUGAUUCUUAUGGGCACAGUCAAACUCAAAAGUAAGUUUGUACAUUUUAUUGAGCUGUUUCUUUGUUUUUCCAUCACACAUUUGUUUGUUGUUUUGUUUUUUUAUUCAACAUAAUUUAUUUGAAAAUACAAUGCACUUACCAACACGCCAACCUUCCAUCAUCCCAACCUCCCAUCUUCCCAACCUCCUAAUCGUCCCUAACUCCCAACGUGCCAAACCUCCCAACAUCCCACCGUCCCAACCUCCCAUCGUCCCAACAUGCCAAGAUCACAUCAUCCCAACCUCACAUGAUCUCAACCUCCCAUCAUAUCAACCUCCCAUCAUCCAAACGCCCCCUUCAUCUCACUCUUCCAUCACCCCCCCCCACCUCCAAACGCGUACGCGUGCUAAGGCCCGAUUUUAUUUUUUAUUUUUAUUAUUGGGGGGGGGGGGUUGUGGUGGGUCUCGGCAGAAGGUACUUACAUUUAUUUAAAAAUUCUGCAAUUAUAUUCGUCGAUCCCUGACAGUACCGUACCAAAAUAGCAUAAUUGUAUCUCUAAUGCUGUAAACAUAUCACGAAAUGUUUUGUUGUUUUUUUUAAUCGUCAUAGUAUUGCUUUGUGUUUUCACAAAUUAUGAACUCUCUGGAUAUCGCUAAAUUAGUUCUCAUUAGUAGCAGUAUUAUUUCGUCCACCGUGUGUGUGACGUGCGGGCAAACCAGGACAAGGUCGUACCUAGGAAAAGCGGCAACUGGGGCGGAGCCGGAAAAUGUUGACACUUAAUAAUAUAUAGAAGUGCGCCCCCGGGGUGAACCAGGAAAAAGACGAUUUUUGGCGCCCCUUUGUCUUCCUGAAGUAAAUGGGAUUUUUAGAUAUAAUACCUUGCUGUUGAGGUCCUACCUAAAGACUAUUUUGGCACCCGUGAUAUUGGCGCCCGGUGCGACAGCCCUAUUUGCCCCGUUCUCAUGGCCUAUCUCGAGGGCGUCGUGGCACCCAGAGUGACGCGGCGUAUUUUAUGGGAACCACUGGGCUGGCCAAACUGUCAGUGGCGUAAACCUGUGACACUUUUUUUUCCAGUGACGUCAUAAUUAUCUAUAAAUAUGAUUUUUUUUUUUUACUUAAAUUAUUUUUUUUAAUUUAAUACUUUUUGGUGGGGGUUGGAGGUUACGAAAGCUUCUUGUGCAUACGCAGGGGGGGGGGGGGGGGUAAAAAAAAUGUAGGGGUCCAAAAAAAAAAANAAAAGGGGGGUGUGUAAAAAUUGAUUUUUCUUGUGUACGUACUAAAUGGAUGGCCCCUGUGUUUCAGUUUUAUAAUAGAGCAGAAGAAUGAGCUUGACAAAAUAAGGCUUUAUGUUAAGUGACAUGACGUGUCAAAUUUGUAUUGUGUAUUAGAUUUAUGAGACGGCAUAGAAUCAUGCCAACAAUGGAACCAUUCCUUGUCGUUUUACUUGGGACUCCCCAACCUCUUUCUUUGCGUAAAGCAUUUUUUUAAAAGAUAGAAGAAUGAUUUACUCUUUUAAACAACGGGUGCUUACAAAAGCCCCACGUAUUACUCUUUACCUAGGCGUAAAACUGGUCCGUUGACCUGAUCUCCAUCGAUAGGCGUAGUUAAGGGCGCCAAAAUGCGAUAUUAUUUUAUUGAUGAGUUUGAGAGUUGAAAAAAGAAAGGGAGGCGCUUUAAAAUGAAUCUUGUCUCUUGUCCGGGCGCCAAAAACUCUAGCUACGCCUCUGGGUCCCAUAUGCCCCUAACCACUUCCGAAACACCCCAUCCUAAAAAGCAUAAAGCUAGGACCCGCUUGGGAAUUUUGCUUCGAAAACUUCUCGGUCUUCCCCGGCACAUCCUGGCACCCAGGGUUUCUUUCAGCUAUAUUCCGGGGGGGGGGGGGCACUGCCGAGCAAAAAUAUGUCCAACAAUAAAUCAACUGGAAAUGCUGGCAAAAACUGAAGGGCCCCCCCCCCCCGAUAAUCUGAAGUGCCCCCCUGGGGGGAAAUUUCUGAAAGAAACACUGCUGGCACCCCCUACACCCCGAUUAAGGUGUGGCCAUCCCUGGCUAAGAACUCCUGCUCUAAACCGUUGAAAACACUGGGAAGCAGUUUUUUGUGUGUUUUUUUUCUUGUUUUUUUUACCCGGCUUAAAUAAAUGCACCAUUCUAACGAUCAGUAUUAGGAAAGACAACCCAGAAAAGUCGGGGGUUAACUCUGCGCCUUGAAUUGUCUCACCCAUACUUAACUACAUUUCAGAAAUUUGAGAAGGAAAAAAAAAGGGGGGGGGGGGGGGGGGGGGGGGUGAAAUGGGCCAUUUAUCUUAUCUGACUUUUCUUUUUAAAUUUUAGAUUUUUUUUUUACAAUGUUUAGACCAGUUCUAUAAGUUUAGUGUAAAUAUUUGGCAGAUUCAUUCAGUAGAGGGCCAUAAGCUUAGUGUAAAUAUUUGUCAGUUUUUUUUCUUUUUAUAAAAAAAAAAAUUAUAUAUAUAUAUAUAUAUCCUAAUUGUCAUUUUUUUUAAUGUUGUUGUUAAUUAAUUUUUUUUCAAUUGACUCACAUUAAAUAGGGGGGGGGCAGCUUCCACUCAAAACUAUAACCAGGUGUGUGACUUUAUCCAAACCAAAAUGGGGGAUUGAUUGAAAACCAUUCUACAGAACUCUUCACACAUUCUUAGCACUAUCUACCCAAAAGCUCUGCCCCCACCCCCCACCCCACCCCCACAUCUCUUUUCUCAACGCCUGUUUCUCAAUUUCAAGAUUCAAUUCUGGUUGUGCGUCCGCCACAACUUGACACAUGUUUAUAAAGGGGUCCCGCAACCUAAAAGGUUGAGAAGCACUGGGUUAGCUAAUAGUGUUUGAAGCCUUCACCUUGGGUGCCUUCUUGAGCGCCACUGCUUGUAUUGUAUUGAUGCCCUUUUCCCUUUGGGUAGAACACGUUAUAGAAAAUGAGAAGAUAAAUCUUUUUUUUAACAACUGGAUUCAGACCCGCCGGUCACUGGGUAUUUUCUCAAAAUACCUGGACCGAAUGUAAAAAAAAAAGAGCACCCGACUCAACCUUAAGGACAAAAAGAGCACCCGACUCGGCCUUAGGGACAAAAAGAGCACCCGACUCGGCCUUAGGGACAAAAAGAGCACCCGACUCGGCCUUAAGGACAAAAAGAGCACCCGACUCGGCCUGGGGACAAAAAGAGCACCCGACUCGGCCCAAAGGAAACUUCAUGAAGAGCAGGGAUUUUUUGUACUGCAAGGAAAAUAAAUAGAAGGAAGACGCCACCACUUCGCUUCGCAACAUGGAACGUAAGAACCACAUGUCCUGGAUUUGACCUACAACAGAUUGACCAUGCGAGAAAGACUGCCACUAUGGCAAAGAACUCGCCUGACACAGCGUUGACAUUGUUUGCCCCCCAAGAGACCAGACGAGCGGAUAAGUGGUACCGUUAAGAAAGCCCGCUACACAUUCUACCGGCAGGGGAACCCACAGAUGAACCCAGCCAGCACAGUGUUGGAUGCGCCAUACAAAAAACACACUCUUGGCUUGCAUUGAGCCUCCAUCAUUGGGAUCGGAGAGGAUUCUGCAGAUGUCAUCAGCUACAGGCAGGGCCAAUAUAUUCAGCGUGUGUGCUUCAACUCUUCAUUCGACUCCAGGAGAUAAAGAUCUGUUAUUCGAGGCCGUAGACCAAGAAUGAUCAUGUGCUCCUUACAACGAAGCAUUAUACAUUCCGGGAGACUUUCUAUGAGGGGAAGCUGAUCAAGAAACCUGGCCUUCAUGCCUUGGUUAUGAUAACGGACGCGGACUUCUGGAGUUGUGCUGCUCCCAUGGUCAAUGUGUUAGAAACAUCUUCUUCAAGUGUAAAAAAAAAAAUCCAAAAGGUGUCAUGGCGACACCCACGAACCCGCCACUGGCACCAGCUAGACCUCGUCAUCACUUGGCGCAUGGAGCUGGCCAGUGUACUUCACACCCGCAGCUGCCAUAGUGCCGACUUUGACACGGACCAUUCUCUGGCAGCAAGUAAGAUGCCAAGUAAGAUGCCAAAGAAAGUUCACCAUACUUAAAAGAAGCGUGGUCCACGCAUUAACAUCCACUGCUCAAACAUCCCAGAAAAAACGCAGCAGUUUUCUAGUUUUUUUUUUUGUUUUUUUUUUUUUUGCAGGAUAGCCUUGCUAAAGGGUCUCCAGUUGACUCUUUCUACUCAAAGUGGACUCAUCUAGGAGAUGCUGUUUACGAUUCAGCCAUCUCCUCCUAUGGGAAAAGGGGGUUUUUUUUUUUUUUUUUUUUUGUUUUUUUUUUUUUUUGCAGGAUAGCCUUGCUAAAGGGUCACCAGUUGACACUAUCUACUCAAAGUGGACUCAUCUAGGAGAUGCUGUUUACGAUUCAGCCAUCUCCUCCUAUGGGAAAAGGGGGCAAAAAAAUAAUAACUGGUAUGAGGUGCAUCGUAUUGUGAUGGCACUCGUAACUGAGAAAAACAACAAACAAACAACUACCAACGGACCUGAGACUGCAUCAAGUAAUUAAACACCGAAACGUCGAUAGCUUCUUUUUUUUUUUUUUUUUUUUUUUUUUUUUUUUUUUUUCAAAACUUUUUUUCUUUUUUUUUUUUUUUUUUUUUUUUUUUUUUUUUUUGUUAUUUCCAAAACUCUUCAGCAUUUUUCUUUUUCUUUUUUUUUUCAAUUAAAAAUAUGCUACGCACCAAUAAAUUUGGUGUGUAAUUAUCACAACUAAAAUUAAAUUGAAACUUGAUUUGUUCAAAUCACUAGCCAAAUGACGUCAGUCAGUGCAUUCAUCUGUCGUCAUCCUUUCUCGAGAUAGUAAUGGCAGCCAAGUAGCGUAUCUUCCUAAACAUCUGCACGAAGAAUCACCGAUACAACAUCUGAAAAUUGCUAACGUCCAGAUCAUCGCCAACACACCGUCCACUGUAAUGGCUCCCCGGAAAGGACUCAAAUACGAUGCAUUCAUUGAGAGCACCAAGGUCUCUGGCCUCAUGUCCGAAAAUUUCCACGAGUACCUAAGCGAUCACCAGAUUGCCUUCGUCAUGUUCUACGAUCCCAAGUGCCCCAGGUGCCACCUUUCUAAACCGCACUUUGUCCGGGCCGCCAAGACCACUAAACGGGACGGCCACGGGUUCGCCGCGGUGGACUGUUCGGUAGAACCGGAUCUGUGUCGAGAGGAACUGGUGAACUCGUUCCCGACUUUCAAGCUUUACUCCAAGGGGAGGUAUGUGGGUCAGUACGGCCAUCAGUUAGAUUACCAAAUCAUGAAGAAAUACGUGGAAAACUCGCCCAUCGCCUCCCGGCUUCCGUCGAAAGACGCCUUCGACUAAGAGAAGAACAAGUGUCGUGGUUUAGUUUCGUCGUGAUGAUUCGAACGCUUUUUAACAUCUUCACCAUUUGGACAAAUGCCACAGUCUAUAAAAAAUACUGUGCAGAAAAAUAUAUGGUGCCUUGGUAAAUGCCAUCGAGAAUUAAUGAAAAAAUCAAGGCUUUUGUUUGUGGAAUCAAUUUUUUGUGAAUCAACUUUAAUUUUAAUCAGCGCACAUCUGCUGACGAGGUGCAUAAGCCUAAGACAUUCAUGGCUGCCGGUCAAAAACUAUUUCAAUGCAGAAACAUCAUUGUCAUUGAGAACUUUCCAGCCGUGCUCCUCGAACGCUUUUGUAAGAAACAGUUCAAAAUACAUCAAUGUACGAUGUACACAAAUAAAUGUUUAUCAAAUACACAAGCAGUUGUUUCUGACUCGACGUUUAUAGUAUAGUUAAAUAUUCGUUUUAUUUCGCAUUUUUAUUUUAAUUCGAUGUUCAUUUGUACAAAUUUAAAUUUUUUUAAACUGUUUAGCGAUCAAAAGCGAAUAGUGGGCAGAGACUGGCUGACUUUGAUCCCAGUAAGCUGUUCAAAUUUUUUGAUUCCACUUUCAUUUCCUUAUUGAUUUACGUGUGUUUUUUUUUUUUUUUUUUUGGCUUUUUUUUUUUUUUUUUUUUUUUUUUUUUUUUUUUUUUUUUUUUUUUUUUUUUUUUUUUUUGGGUGUGUUGUUUUUUUUUAUUAAGCAGUGCUUUGAGUCGGUUCACACCAUUCGAGUGAAGGCGAUGUAUUUUUGGUGUGAUUUUAAUUCCUAUUAUGUCAGAAACAGAAAGUGGGGACGGGGGUAGGUAGGGAGGGGGUGGUGGAAGAGGUACAAACACGCUUUCUUAUCUUCGUAAAUUCAUCCCUAUUUUUUGUUGUCAUUUUCAAAGGGCUUUUCCGUUUAUUACGAUCAUGCGUUGCACCAUGGUGUGCUUCCUUGCCCCCCGCCCCCCCCCCUUUUUUCAGCUAAGUUGGGACGUGUGUUGACAUCUUCCUUUACGAGCAAAAUAUUUCGCCAGGGGCUAGUAUAGCGCUCUCCAAUCCAUUGACUGAUCACACUCAUCGAGUCCCUUCCGCCAUUUCAUUGAUGAAACCCUUGCCCCACAAGCACACGUACGCUAUUUUAAGAAAAUACUGAUGGACUGCCUUGGCAUUGCAACGUCCAUGUCGCCCGAGCGCAUUUGAUCCAACUAGCUAUUAAGUGAUUUGAAAUGUCCUGUAGAAUAGACCUUGACGUUUCCGAACUCCCAAAAUCAUCCCCUCCCCCACACACACACACACACACCACCACCCCUAAACCCCCCUUCCCCACACAUACUCAAUUCUAUAAAUACACAAUUCUAUAAAAUAACAUUUUUGUCGUUAGCUAAUGCUUUAUUCGAAGGGGAGUACGCGAAUCAUUUUUUUAUGCUUGAAAAACUUCCCCCACACAUAAGGUACGCGGAUUUGGGGGGUUUUGGUGGUAGUGGAUGCCAUUCUGCUAUCCUUUGCUGUGCAUUUUCUUUGCGCGUUUUCUCUUUGAAGGAGGUGGGGAAUGUCCCAACAGUUAGUCUGCCUCACCAACAUUUGCGCUCCAAAUCAAGUGUUUUUGACCAUGAGUUCGGGUCGAUAUCUGUGGCGUUAAGAAACAGUUUCAGGCAUUCUUUAAAACGUUUUUUUUUCUACCCUCCCGAAUAUAAUGUUCUUCUUCUUAUAUUUGAGGGGCCCACGAUCAAUUUGUUGAUCAUUAUGGCUCCUGGUUUUAAUUCAGAGUUUGCCUUCUCUUAGAUGGGUUGCCGUCCAAGGCUAACGAGUCCCAUCCACCCGGGGUGCUGGGGAUGUUGGCUUUAAUGGGGAUUGAACUCCGGACCACUGGCGCCACUGCUAUUUGGUUUGAGACAGUUUAGACCGCUCGGCCACCAAGCACCCAUCUUAGCCAUCCUCGUCCAUAUAUGCCUUACUGUUGAUGGAAGUGGAAUAAAUUCCACAAAAAUCUUCUCUUCAACUUCAAUCGAAAAUUAAAAAUGUUGGUAAUAAACAUUUACUCAAGUGUGGCCCAGGACGGACGCCCUUCGUUUGAUGUUAAUUCCGAAUGUUUUUGUGCUAUUCGUGAUUGAAGGGCGGAAAAAAACAUGGACUGCCCCGGGCUUUACAAAUUCCAGCUACAUGACUGUGCAGAAAUGUCUAUCAUUGGAGGAAAACGUAUGAAUCCAAACGAGUGUAUUUGGAUAUUUGUGCUAAGAAUCUUACAUUUUUAUUGGUACUCCUUCGUUAUGUUGGCUACCAUGUGAUCCGUUUAUGUAGGGUUUCCGUAGCUUUUCUAUAUUCUGUACACAGUACGCAUUUCUAUAUCAAUAUUCGGAUGAUGGUUCCUCUGUUUUUAUUAUCAUUUAUCCACUCACAGCUUGAAAUGGCACCGCGCACAGUGCGAGCACCCCAAAUUGGGAAACCCUGCAUUGUUGAAAAUAUCAUCAAUUUAAACAUCUCAUAAUUACAGCAUCUAUGUAGUAAUUUUUAUAACUUUUUAUCUGUGAUAUCAUUCUGUAUUUCAUAUCUCUAAAGAGUGUCAUAUUAUUUCAUCUUUUUGUGCAUGUUUAAAAAUCUAAUUUAAAGCCUUAAUACCAAAUCGUUAUUAUUCGCCUGACGUCAUUAUGUGAGAUCUACGUAAACAAAAAUUGUGCCCAGAAUGUCACAUCAUGGCAGAUUGUUGUAAUUGAAAAUGCAUGGAGUUCUGAUUGAUAUGCAUUAAAUGUCAAAUCCAGUCAGAAGCUGUAAGAAAUAAAUGUUUUCCAAGCUACCGGAAAUAAAAUAUUACAUUAUCUUGCCCAGUCCAAGUAUAAGAUAAGUAAAAAGGCACCAAAAAACAAAUCGAAUCACUGUCAUGGCGCCGUCACAAAGACUAGCGAGAAAGGUAAAACCGGAUGCCUUUACAGGUUCCUCAUUCGUGAUGGGACUUCAGGAUACGACAUUUAAAGAAUAUCUCACUGAACAAAAUGUUGCUCUUGUGAUGUUUUAUGAUCCCACGUGCCCAGAAUGCCAGAGAUGCAAGCCUCAUUUUUUCAAGGCAGCCAAUACUACUAAGAAAGAAACUGGGCAUAUAUUCGCUGCUGUCAACUGCACCGAAUACCCAGAAAUAUGCAAGGAACAAAACGUGUUCUCAAGAAAUCUUCCGUCCUUUAAAGUUUAUGCAAGAGGGGAGCUCCUGAGUGAUGUAGGAAGUGGGCUUGAUUACAAAGAUAUGCGCAAACUUGUGGAGGAGUGCCCUUUCUUUCCACCCAAAAGGUCAAGAUAACUAACUUCUUAUUAAACUGGCUCAGUUUCUUAGUUUUUUUUCAAAGAAAGACCAAAAAUAAAUAUGUCAUGUUAUUAUUGUUACUGUGAAAAGGUGAUUUUUCAAAAUUUGAUUUGAAAUCUAAAAUGUCAAUUUGAAAACUUUACUUGCUAAGAUAUCAACAAUAACCUGAGUGAUAUAUUCCUACUUUAAAAAAAAAAAAAAGCAUCACAUUUAUUGCAGAAAGUGUUUUCUACAUGCAUAGCAUAUUAUCAAAUAUAUAUGUUCCCUUCUCUCUAUACACAUUUUGUUUAAAAAACUGAUUAACUGAUAAUUUGAUAUCUAAUUUUAAUUAUUAACUUAUAAUAAAUAGCUUAUUCUUUGAUCACUUCCAGGUAAAAAGAUCUCACACAAUUCAUCAGUACUGGAUUGUUCUUACAAUGGCUGUUGAAGUGGAACAUCAGCAAAUGAUACAAUAUUCUCUGCCAAAGUGCUGCGGAACACUAACAUUGAAGUUGGACAUUUUGGAUCGUGCUUUAGACCAAAAAUUAUUUUUUUAAUUUAAUUAUCACCUAUACAAUAUUUUUAAAAUGACUGAAAAAUUCAUGAGUGUAAAAAUGAGAUAUUUACAUUCUCUAAUUUUAUUGCAAAAUAGAACAAGCUGGUAAUUAUAGGUUGUUUAUCAUAAAUAUAUAUUUGUGGCUAUAAUUUUUAUUUGUGACUUAAACUACUACUGGUUUCAAUGAUAAGCAAAAUAUAGGGGAUUUUAAUUUUAGAUAUUUUUUUUUACACUGUUUUUGGGCUAAAGCUGCAAAACUCUUGCUUUACUGUCUUUAAACAUCAGAAGGUGCUAUACACAUUUCAGGAACAUGACAAUAAAACCAUACACAUUCUAGCAAUGAAUUGUUAUUCGCUUUUUCAACUUUUUGGCUUGUGUAUUACAAAUAUAUUUAAAGUUUUAUUAUGUUUUAAUUU